Messenger RNA from Plasmodium fragile, 456 nucleotides. RefSeq lists its product as uncharacterized. The transcript has a single exon. NCBI's taxonomy places the organism in Eukaryota, Apicomplexa, Aconoidasida, Haemosporida, Plasmodiidae. The record is from RefSeq and is a predicted model, not a curated record. Bases 1 to 456 code for a protein of 151 amino acids.
AUGGAGCUGAACGACAUACGGAGAAAGGUUGAGAGCGAAAACAACAACCGCAUCCACAUCGCGAAGGCCAAGUUCCGCAACUGCUUAUGCCUCUUCAACAGCUACUCCAAGUGUUACGUGAACAUCAAGAAAAGCUCCAACAGGGAAACUUCCAAAUAUGACAAAAUAUAUGGAAAUGAAAACAUCAGACUUGGGGAAGAAAAGAAAGCGAAGAAUUCGAGCAAAGAAACAUCGCUCGAGUUUACCUAUCCCUACCGGUACGAACAAAACAGAAGCGUCUUCCUAAUUAUAAACAGCGAAAACAUCAAUUCUGGAAACUCUAGCAUAUGCCACAACGACAUUAUAUACAUUAUAUAUAACAAUAAAAAGUAUGAACAUGUUAAUGUGCAGAAGAGGAAAAAAAAGAGGAAAAAAAAAAAGGAAAAAAAAAAAAAAAAAAAAAAACGCCUUACAUGA